Messenger RNA from Rosa chinensis, 1842 nucleotides. Its product is annotated as cyclin-D2-1. The coding region runs from base 353 to 1423 and encodes 356 amino acids. Gene Ontology annotation, cellular component: cyclin-dependent protein kinase holoenzyme complex; cytoplasm; nucleus. Lineage: Eukaryota; Viridiplantae; Streptophyta; Magnoliopsida; Rosales; Rosaceae. The record is from RefSeq and is a predicted model, not a curated record. The transcript is spliced from 6 exons. Gene Ontology annotation, biological process: mitotic cell cycle phase transition; regulation of cyclin-dependent protein serine/threonine kinase activity. Gene Ontology annotation, molecular function: cyclin-dependent protein serine/threonine kinase regulator activity.
AAACCAACAAGAAAAGCUCCCAAUCUUUGUGGGCUUUAUUUUGGUUCUGUGUCCAACCUUGGCUCUCCACUCCUCCCAAUCUCUCUCUCGUUUACCCUAACACACAUGCUUGUUUCCUACAUAAAGCUCCUCUCUUUCCGCUUCUAGUCUCUCCCUCAAACCUCCCUUCUCUCUCUUCCCCACCCUCUCUCUCUCUCUCUGUUUGUAUCUAUAUACCACACUCAACACUUUGUCUAUAAGCUCUCUCUCCUUGGGUCUGUUGUAGAACAAUCAAAAUGCCAUCUUUGAUGAAACCCAGGCUCUAAUUUGAUGAGAUUUUACUGGGUUUCACAGGGCAUCUUGAGGUGCUCCAAUGGCAGACAGCUUUGACUGUGCCACUUCAAACCUUCUUUGUGCUGAAAACUCCUUUGAUGAGGUUGAUUUUAAUGCCUUAGAUGAUUUUGGGCUCUCCCCUUUAAUGCCUCAUAAAAACAAUGCUUCGCAGAAUCAAGACCCCAAAUUUAAUCAUAAUAGAUCCAAAUCUAUGGUAGAUUUUCCAUUACAGAGUGAAGAUAGGAUUAGUGAAAUGGUCAAGAGGGAAAGUGAGCAUUUGCCUAGUGAUGAUUACCUCAAGAGACUGCGCAGUGGGGACUUGAACUUGAGCAGUAGAAGAGAGGCCCUUGAUUGGAUUUUGAAGGCUCGUGCACAUUACAGUUUUGGACCAUUGAGUGUGUGUCUAUCUAUGAACUACUGGGAUCGCUUCCUUUCCGUUUAUCCAUUGCCUAAAGAUAAAACUUGGGCAGUGCAACUGCUAGCUGUGGCUUGUUUAUCACUGGCCUCCAAAAUGGAGGAGACUAAUGUACCACAGACAGUGGAUUUACAGGUUGGAGAUCCCAAGUAUGUAUUUGAAGCUAAAACUAUAAUGAGAAUGGAGCUUCUUGUGCUUAGCACCCUAAAGUGGAGAAUGCAAGCUUAUACUCCAUGCUCUUUCAUUGAUUACUUCCUCAGCAAGAUCAGUGAUGAUCAACAUGCACCGACAUCAUCCAUCAGUAGAUCAGUGCAACUCAUAUUGAGCAUAAUGAGAGGUAUUGACUUCUUGGAAUUCAGGCCUUCUGAAAUUGCUGCAGCAGUUGCACUUUGUAUUUCAGGAGAAGUAAUGCAAGGAGUGGACAUGGAGAAGGCCAUUUCUUGUUUCAUACAUGUAGAAAAGCGAAGAGUGUUGAAGUGUGUUGAACUGAUCAAAGAUUUGUCAUUGAUCAGUGGCUCUGCUAAUAGAGGAAGCGCUUCAGCUUCAUCCGUGCCCCAAAGUCCGGUUGGGGUGUUGGAUGCUGCGUGCUUGAGCUAUAAAAGUGACGAAUUUACAGUUGGGUCAUGUGCAAAUUCUUCACAUUCUAGUCCAGACAUUAAGAGGAGAAAACCAGACAAUCCAUCUGAAAAGUCAUGAGAUGGGAAUUUUUCUCCUUCACACCCUAGUUCAUUCAGUUUGGUUGAAUGGGAGUUUUGGUGUGUCUUUUGGAGUUUCCCUUUAGUAACACAGAGGAGAGAGAGAGAGAGAGAGAGAGAGAGAGAGCUUUGAUGAAUAAAGUAAUGUAGAGAAAAAAAAUUCCAGGGGUCUCAUGCUUAUAGCAUGAGAGUAAAAUCACCAGCAAUUCAUAACCACAAUACUGAACAGCCAUAGGUCUCUACAGUGGGGGUGAUCAUGGUGCACUACACAGUUUUUUUCUCUUCUGUUGUAGCUUUCAGUUCAAUGAGAAUGAAGCUGAAAGUAUGAGGUGAAAAAAAUAUGUGGAAGUUUUGUCUUUGGUAUUUGCAUUUCAGUGACAAUCUCAUAUGAAUACAGAAAAUUAUAUCAAUGUUUUUCAA